CCAUGGACGCGCUUAAAAAGACAAGAAAAAAAGUGAAAAUCGCGAAAAGCCAAAACGCUGCAGAGACGCUGGAGGCCAAAACGAAAUCAUGCGGCUGGCGAGGGCCUCCAACUAAUGACAAUAAGGCGCGAACUGGGAAAAUCCCCUUACCGACCCAACAAACCACCCACCCAAUAUCACGCAUACGCCGCCUUGCCUCGGGGCCCUAACAAAAAUAUCACGCAUACGCCGUGUUGCAGCAGCGAAAUCAAAACAUAAACCCAAAUCCAGUGACUGCAUCGGGUUUUCCUGAGCGCGUGACCAAAACAGAGAGAAAGAGAGAGCGCAGAGAGAGAAACCCUCUCUCUCACUCACGAAGGAGUUUCCCCAUCAUCAUCAUCAUCACCACGAUGAACAUAAAUGCGACGUCGUGUGCUAGUUGGAAAUUGCAUUUUCCUUCAGUUCUGUUUCAGUUUCGAGUCCGUGCAGUCGUGUUGGCCGGAGUGAAAAGCGCCGAGGAAAAUUUGCAAAAAACAAAAAAAAGAACACAAACAGAGGAAAUAGAAAUAGAGAAAAGUAAAUAAGCAAACAAGUGCAGUUUUGUUGGAAGAGUGUGUGCGGAAAGGGAGAUUAAUCCCUCAGAACUAGCAUAGAUACCUACAUUUUUGGUGCGCCAAAACACGGUGUGUUGAAAGUCCUGAAAAAGUAGAGAAACACUGAAACAAUCGCAAGCAUGUCGACGCUGCCCUUUCUCCUGAGCGUCGCCGACGAGCUGGACAACAUACACUCGCAGUCCUACAUGGACGACUUUGGCCUGGGCUUCCACCCGCACCGCCAGUACUAUCGCACACCCACUAUCCAGCUUUCCCUGCCCGCCAGCACGGACUGGACGGGAUCGGGAUCGGGUCGGGACUGGUCCCAGGCAGCGGGCAACAGGCACACUCGCUAUCGCAGCUAUAAGUUCUACGACGACUCGCAGAACAAUCUGGAGGAGGAGGAGCCACCGGCGGAGGAGCACCUGCCCAUAGAGCAGGUGGCGCUGGCACAGCAGUUGGUGCAGCAGGGUAACCAGACGUCAUCCGUGGAGGCCCAGCCGUCGAGUGCAACCACCACUGCCGACGCCACUGCCGCCGCCACCACUAAUCGCAAGGGCCUGGGCAUGGUCAACUCCCACUCGCAUGAUGUGGGCGUGGGCGGUAUGGGCCUGAAUUUGAAGGCCGCCGAGGAGGAGGAUGAUGAGAACAUCGAUCACACGGUGCGCAUGUACAAUUUGUCCAAGAAAUGCUGCAAGAACUACUAUCGUCAUGCCCUGGAGACCGGACCCGGCGCCAGUGGCAAGGCAAAGUGUAGCAACCUGCGCUCCGAGAGCCACAAGUCUAGCUCCAGUUCGGAGGAGAGCCUCCAGAAGAUACCCUCGCCCAUUGAGUUCCUCACCUGUUUCCUGGUGAAGAAGUCUCGCACCCCGAAGGCCAGUGCCCCGGUGGGCCAGCCCCUCAAGAAGACAUAGAACACGGCCCGGCUGCUGCCAGCAGCGAUGUCCGCCAGGACCUCCACCAUCAGCUCCACGGCCACCGGUGGAUCUGUGACCCAUGCGACCACGGACACGGACACCACGACCUCAAAGCGGCGCAGCAACUGCUUCUGAAUGUUGGCCGGAGUCGGAGUGGUGUGUGGCCAGGCCUGGAGUUGGCUUCAGAGGUGCGGUGAGCUGCCCAGCUCGGAGCCCGCAUCGUUGCCAUCCACGCGCCUGGGCAGGAUCGCCUACUAGGCCCACUCGACCGACUCCGAUACGCAGUCAGGGGUUCACACAUGGGGUAUUCAACUGAGUGCUAGCGCUAGGUAUAUGAUUUCGCACUGGGGUUACCUCUGGCUUGAAUAUUGAGAUUUUUGGAACGAUUAAGGAUUUCGGUUUGCACUUGGUAGCAAAAAAAAGGGGGAAUUCGUCGAAUAGGGUUUUCUUUUUGGAACUAUUCUUUUUAUACUUUAAUUCUUAGAAUCCCUAAACAUGACCUCAGAUUAAGUUUCCUUUGCAUUUUAAAUAAGUUUCAGAUAAAGUGAUAUCCGUAAACCAAUUUGAAUUACGCUUCUUCUACCCAAUAGUAAAAAUAUAAUACGCAGUUAUGUUAAAAGCAUUAGUUCAAGCAUAAAUACUCCAUUCAAAAUAAAACGCCAAAAUCUAAUGCAUUAGGUACGGACGCGGAAAGCUAGGAUUUUGGUCUUUUUAAAAGAGUAGGUAAAGGUUUUAUAUUAAUCUUCUUAAAUUUUAAUUAAGUAGUUUAAUAAAAUAUUUUUUUACAUUUAUGCUCAGUAACAUUUUUAAGAAUUUAUGAUAGCUAUUUUGUCACUUCAUUAAUGACCUGGUACUCAGAAAAUUUCUUAUUUAACAAAUAUUUUUUUUUUGGUUUCACAGUGCAAACAUUACGUAACCACAUUUUGCAAGCAACUACAGGCCAAAAGCAAAGCGAUGCUUAAAUCCAAAAAUAUUAUAAGCGGAUAAGUGUAUUCAAAAUAUAGAACUUAAAUAAAGAAAAACUAUUCAACAAACACCGAAAAAAUUUUGCAAAACCAAAUACACACAAUUUUUAAAGCCAGAUUUUUACCAAAAUAAGAAGAUACCAAGAAUUUGUUAAGCAACAAUUUUUUAUACAAUUUUUUGAUACCAAACAAAAGAUAUAAAUUAUAUAUGGAUGUUAUAUUACUACUGGGAAAGUUUGAUUAAAUCAAGGAAAGGAAUUUUGAGCUGAACUAAAACCUUGUGGGCAAUUCUUAUGAUUCCAUUCAUUUAAGGGUCAUUUUUUUUAAAUGGAGUUCAAUACUUUCAGGGAAACUUUUAUAAACACCUAUCUUAUUUUUAUAACGCCAUUUUUUCUGUUACUAGAACGAUUUAAAAGGUAUUGGUUGAGCUUGAAAUUCCUCACAAUUUUAUAAAAGCUGUUAGCUGUUUUAAGCCAAACAAUCUGCGGGCUAAUUUAAUAGGUCUUCUGACACUCACACAAAAACACAAAAAUAAACCAAUAGUAAUGUUUCAUUUUCUCACAAACACAGGAAAGUUUUGUUUUCUCCUAUUUUUCCCAGCUAACAGAAAAUGUUAGCAAAAAAUAAAAGGAAAAUUUUCAGUAAGCUGGGGAAACUUUUCACAAUGUCGGCAAGUGUUUGUGCUAAAAGGGUGGGAGGUGGGUGUUGUGGGCCGUAUGAAAAGUGAAACAUGUUUUCAAUUUCCUUUUUUCGGGGACUGUAAACAAGUCAAUAGCAAACUACGGCUAAGGACAAACACACAGAAGACCUUGGUCCCAAUUUCAAAUUAGCAAAAAAGCAAAACAGAAACGCAAAAAAGAUUUUGUAGCAGAAUUGCAAACGAAAAAGUUUGGAGAGGCUUGUGUCUAGUUAAAUGCUGGAACAGAGAAAUAACAGAAUAAAUAUAUAUUUAUAGUUUUGUAGUCAGAUAUUCUCUUGCGUGUUCUAAAUGUAUUCUAAAUGUUGAAAAUAAAAUAUUUCAAAUGUAUUUACAACUUAUCAAGAUGAACAUUUUAUAUAUAUAUGUUUAGUAUAUGUAGUCACACUGUUUGCACUUUUCAGAGUUUAGAAUCAAAACAUUAAAGAAAAGUACGAUAAAUAUAUGUAUAUCGCAAAACUCAUAGCUUUACCGCAACACAAAAUAUAAAGUCAAAAGUCAGCAUCAUAACUCUCUGAUAAAUGCAAUACCUAAGAGCUCCAAACCGAAAUUACAAAAAUGUCACAAGAAAAAUGUUUAUAAAAACUACCUAGCUACAGUUUGGACAUAUGCUCUUGAAACACUUUUAUCUAGAUGGAAAAGCAUUUUAACAAAGUCCAACUUCGGCAUCACUCAUCUAACAAUUAUACCCAAAGUAAUUAAGACGUUCCUUAGAACAUGAUCAUUGCAUUGCAAAAGAAAAUUGUCGUAACUACAUAUUUUAUCAACGAACAAAACACUCAACGCAUAUCAUUCCGAUACAAUAGAUUUCAGCAAAAUCGUAUUCAACUUG
Molecule: messenger RNA, 3983 nt
Organism: Drosophila elegans
Lineage: Eukaryota; Metazoa; Arthropoda; Insecta; Diptera; Drosophilidae
Exons: 1
Coding region: 713-1486 (257 amino acids)
Source: RefSeq, a predicted model, not a curated record